UAGAUGUAAUUUUUUUUAAGGCUGCCUGGUAUCUUUUAUAUUUACGUGUAAUUUAUCGAAUGCCGAUUGUGGAUGACGAGUUUAGCCAUCAACGCGUUGAAUAACACCCUUUCGGCGUAUUUACAUUCCAUUGUCGGCAAAUCUGUUUCCGUUGAACUUCGUAAUGAAUCUUCGGUCAGCGGCCGUCUAAGUGGUGUUGAUGGAUUCAUGAAUUUAGACCUGACGAAUGCAGUGUAUGUUACGCCAAACGGAACGACGCAGAAUUUUGAAGAUUUCCAAGUGAGAGGACGCCAAGUCCGAUUCGUGCAACUCCCACCUUGUGCGAACCCUGAAGAUGAUCUGAAAAAAUACUUCGACGAGCAAAACAGGAAACGACUUCUCUCGAAGGUCGCUAGUUUGCAGUCUAGUGGGAAUUCCAGGUUGCUGAAGGAAACUCGUCUGAUGCGCGAUGAGCUGAAAAGAGAAUUCUCAAAGAAGAACUGA
Notodromas monacha is the source of this 483-nucleotide messenger RNA. NCBI's taxonomy places the organism in Eukaryota, Metazoa, Arthropoda, Ostracoda, Podocopida, Cyprididae. The record is from the annotation of a GenBank genome assembly.